This is a messenger RNA of Procambarus clarkii (red swamp crayfish), 1455 nucleotides long. RefSeq lists its product as uncharacterized. Lineage: Eukaryota; Metazoa; Arthropoda; Malacostraca; Decapoda; Cambaridae. The record is from RefSeq and is a predicted model, not a curated record.
ACGCCGAGGGUCCGGAGGGUUAGUUCAGGUUCACUUCGGCUCCAGUGAGUGUGUCUUUCUCCAGGCAAGCGUAUGCACCUUCGGACAAGUGUGUGUACCAUAGGCCGGGUGUGCGUUGGCUAGGACAAGUGUAUGUGCCCGCGAUGCAUGAGUACAACACAGUGAAUACAGUUUGAACAAACAUACAUGGCCCCCUCCUGCAAAUGUAUAUAUUUUUUAACAUGGCAGGUGUUGUAUGAACAACCGUGGAUAGAAUGUGUGUACCAUUUACAAGUGUGGUGAUGAUCAUGUCAAGUGUGUGGUGGUGAGCAUUACGUGUCGAUUUACAUACAUUUAGUCUGGAGUAGAAGUGUUGGAGGAGACGUGAACAAUGAGCGCAUCAGGACAGGUGUGGUUGGAAGCGGACGCCACUGAGGGUGUGCUCAACCUGUCACCCAGCUGAGCUUGCUCAAGAUGUCGAAGAUGUACCUGGCAGCCUCGGCGUUGCUGGUGGGGACGGCGGUGAUGGCUGUGGUGCUCUUCGCGCUCCCUGCAGCUCACAGUCCCCCGCACCACCUCAGCGAACGUGACGACUGCUCUCUUUUCCAGAAGCAACUGGAGGAGCUUCAGGUGGGUCACCAGAGGACGAAUGUGCUGCUCAACAAGCUAUUGUGUCUAGCCAAGGAGGUGCUGCCAUCAGGCGGUUUCUGUCUUGAUAACAACAAAUUAGUUGUUGGUGGUAACAACAUGUGGAGUGGCCAGCUGUGCGCGGGCUUGGAGCAGCUCUUCGGCAACACCACCGUGGCCGACCUCGGGGCGGGCCUGGGCCACUACGGCAGGUGCUUCCUCCGCAGGUCAGAGGGCAUACUGAACCACCCCAACAAGGUGGAGAUUGAAAAUAUCAACAAAGAUUACCUGCACCAAAUGGCGCGGGCGGGACUCCACGGUACCCCACAAGUCAUCAAGUCGUGGCACGGAUGGGAUGGAGCGGCGAACAUCGAUGAGUUCACCAACGGGAGGAUAGCGUCAGCGGACCUCUCCAGCCCCGCGACCCUCGGGGGUCCCUUCGACUGGGUGAUGAGCCUGGAGGUGGGAGAACACAUCCCAGAGUCCGGCGAGAAGAACUUCCUGGACAACCUGGUCAAGCACGCCUGCGUGGGAGUGGUGUUGUCGUGGGCGGUGCCGGGGCAAGGGGGACACUCCCACGUCAACUGCCGCUCCAACGACUACGUCAGGAAGGAGAUGGCCGCCCAGGGACUGGAGUCGGAUAAGCUCGCAGAGGUGAAGCUGCGGAAAAACGUCGACCAACUCACCUACUUCAUGAACACCCUCAUGGUCUUCAGGUACCCCAAGAAGAGGUGCUGAGGUCCGUUCCGUCUCCUCCAACUCCUUCUUUGAAUUAAAUUUAUUAAUUUGAAAGCUAAAAAAAAAUUCUAAACACUUGUUUUGAUCACCUAUACUGACCUUCCAAGGGUG